Messenger RNA from Lathyrus oleraceus (garden pea), 1744 nucleotides. RefSeq lists its product as uncharacterized. The record is from RefSeq and is a predicted model, not a curated record. Bases 239 to 1744 code for a protein of 501 amino acids. NCBI's taxonomy places the organism in Eukaryota, Viridiplantae, Streptophyta, Magnoliopsida, Fabales, Fabaceae. The transcript is spliced from 3 exons.
UUGUUUUGUAGGUGUUGGAGCUGGGGCUUAAGCCUUGAGCUUGCUUUGUGUUGUAUUGUUUAAACUGUUUGAUUGUUUGCUGUAUAGUUUGUCUGAUUGAUUACUGAUUGAGUUUGAUUGUUUCCAGGUACUUUAGUUGCUCAGUUCCUUGUGAACUAUUGCUUUGCUUUGCUUAAGCAACUUGCAUUUGAGGGACACUUUUGAUCGAGAUUCUGGUUGAGAGAUUUUCUGCUCCAGUAUGAGGACCGGUUUGAAGAACAACAUUGCUUACAGUUUCUUUGAUCCAGAGAUUGGUGUGCUCAAGGAUAUGAUAGCAUUGAUUACUCCUGACCAUGUGGGAAUGUUUAGAGAGUCAUACGGCGGUAUUCUGAAGAUGGUUUUCAGACUCACUGCCUGCGACAGGAGCGCCAUCCACACUCUUCUUCAGUUCUACGACCCUGGGUUGAGGUGUUUCGUUUUUCCAGACUAUCUGUUGGGACCUCUGAUGGAGGAUUAUGUCAGCAUCCUGGGUAUUCAGAUCCGUGAUCAGAUUCCUUUCCAUGUCACUAGGGCGGAGCCGGAUGUCCUUGGGAUUUCACGUGCUCUUUAUUUGAGUCCGGAAAUGGUCAAGGAAGGUUGGAAGGAGAAGGGAAAGUUACCUGGAUUUCAUUUGAGUUUCUUGGAGGCUAAUGCCAAGGAACAUGCUGCUGUGGGUAACUGGAAGACGGUUUGUGCUCUGAUUGCUGUGAGCAUUUAUGGGAUUGUUCUGUUUCCUAACCAGAAGAAUUUCGUGGACCGUAAUGCUAUCAGGUUGUUUAUGCAGAGAAACCCUAUUCCUACCCUGAUUGGAGAUGUAUACUACUCAGUGCAUAACAGGAAUGAGAAGAGGCGUGGUGGUCUGGUCAGAUGCUGCUCUCAGCUACUCUUUAGGUGGUUCAUGGGAUAUUUGCCUUCCCGAGGUGCCUUUGUUCAGAUUGAUCCUAGUGUGAAGUGGUCCUUUCGAUUGAUGGGUCUGCGGGCUGAUGACAUUGCUUGGACUCAUAAUGGUUUAGCUGGUCGGGACUUCAUAUGUAGUUGUGGGAGUUUACCUAAUGUGCCUUUGGUGGGAGUUCAGGGUUGCAUUAAUUACAACCCGAUGCUUCUCCGGAGACAGAUGGGGUUUGCUAUAGAGGGUCCUCCUCUCGGGCGAGAGAUUCAGGAGUCCUUCUAUUUCCCGAUUGAUGGUAACCAGACCAAGUUGAGGCAGGUAUUGGACGAAUGGCGAGAUAUCCAGAGGAGGGGUAAGGUUCCUUAUGGCAAAGUCAACUGCCGGUAUUUUCCACUAUUUGAGGAUUGGUUGCGGAAGAGGAUUGAGUCUACAUUUCUACCGUUCCCUGGAGGUGACUCAGUGUGUCCUAGGAUUGAGGGUCCAAGUUCUUCUGUCAGCAUGGAGGAGUUCCUUGAGAUGAAGAGGGCCAGAGAUCAGUUACUUGCAGAGAAAGCGGAGUUGGAGAGAAGUGUUGCUCAUUUUCAGGCAGCUAAUCAGGAAAUCAAAGUGAAGAUGGAAGAUCAAGACAAGCGACAUGCUCUGGAGGCCAAACGCUUCGAGAUGGAUACAGCCUACUAUGGGAAGAUCAGCCAAGCCUUGGCAUCGUCCAACAGGGAGCACGAUAUCACAAAGGAGAAGCUGUUCAGAGCAUCGAAGGUGAUUGAAGAUGAAAAGAGGAGGCAGAUUAUUGUCCGGGAUCAGAGAGAUGACAGAGUCCGAGUCCUCAUUGCUGAGUGA